Dermatophagoides pteronyssinus (European house dust mite) is the source of this 2418-nucleotide messenger RNA. Its product is annotated as fatty acyl-CoA reductase 1-like. Gene Ontology annotation, molecular function: alcohol-forming very long-chain fatty acyl-CoA reductase (NADP+) activity. Gene Ontology annotation, biological process: long-chain fatty-acyl-CoA metabolic process. Gene Ontology annotation, cellular component: peroxisome. Lineage: Eukaryota; Metazoa; Arthropoda; Arachnida; Sarcoptiformes; Pyroglyphidae. The record is from RefSeq and is a predicted model, not a curated record.
UCAUUAUCAGCAUCAACAUCAACAUCGACAUCAUCAUCUGAUACAAUCAUGUUAAAUUCGCUGAAAAAUGAUUUAAUCCGAUCAACAAAUAAUCAAAAUGAUGAUGAUAAUGAUAAUGAUAAUGAUGAUUUCAAAGAACCAGCAACAACAAUUACAUCUGAAUCUGGUAUCGAUGAUGAUUAUGAAUCAACAUCAUCAUCAUCAUCUGAACAAUGUCCAACAAAAUAUUUGCCUACAUUGGAAGAAUUUUAUGAUGGUCAAUCUAUUUUUAUUACAGGUGGUACUGGAUUUGUUGGUAAAGUUUUGAUUGAAAAAUUACUUUAUGAAUUUCCAACAUUGAAUAAAAUUUAUAUUAUGUUACGGCCAAAAUCUGGUCAAUUAAUACGUCGACGAUUAGAAGAAUUAACCGAAUGUCAAGUAUUCGAACGUAUACGUCGACAAUAUCCAGAAAGAUUACAAAAACUUUAUGCCGUUAGUGGUGAUAUUCGUUAUCCUGGAUUGGGUAUCAAUCCAAUCGAUUUACAAACAAUUCGCGAUAAUGUUUCAAUUAUUUUUCAUUCAGCUGCAACGAUUCGUUUUGAUGAACCAUUAAAAUAUGCUCUAUUAAUCAAUACAUUGGGUACAAAACGUGUUGUACAAUUGGCAAAAAAAUUGAAAAAUCUUCGAUCAUUUGUACAUGUUUCCACUGCAUAUUGUACGGUAAAUAAACAAAAAAUUGAUGAAUGUGUUUAUUUUGAACCAAUAUCACCGGAUAAAAUACUUGAAAUGGCCGAUUGGAUGAAUGAUGAUACUAUGAAUCGAUUAUCUGAAACAUUAUAUCGUGGUCGACCAUGUUCAUAUCAUUAUACAAAAUCAUUGGCUGAACAUUUAUUAGCCGAAGAAGUGGCAAAUGGUUGUUUUUAUCCAUCAACUACCACAUCCAAUACAACUAUAGAUGAUGAUGAUAAUAUUGAAUCAAAUGAUAUUAUAUGGCGACCAUUUCCAGCCGCAAUUGUUCGACCAUCAAUUAUAACACCAUCAUUGAAUGAACCAUUUCCCGGUUGGGUAGAUAAUUAUAAUGGAUUUACUGGAUUUUUAGUCGUAAGCGGUAAAGGUAUUCUACGUUCAAUGAAUGUACAGAAAGAAUAUCAAUGUGAUCUAAUACCGGUGGAUGUGGUCAUUAAUACAUGUAUACUAUCAUCAUGGUAUGUUGCUGUUCAUCAUUAUAAACAUUCAAAAUUUCCACCAACAUUAACGACAACCGCAACAACAACAACAACGUCAACAACUACAAAUAAUCGUAAAUGUUUGGAUAAUAAUGAAAUAUUUGUCGUAAAUUGUGUGACUGGUUCACACAAUCCGGUCACAUGGAAUCAAUUACGAGAUAUUUCAAUGCCAUUAAUGUGCCGUUAUCCAUCGAUGGAAAUGUUUCGUGUACCGAAUGUUCGAUUUCAUCGUUCGAAAAUGUUGAACCAAAUCAAUGUAUAUCUUGAACAUACGAUACCGGCAUUUGUUGUCGAUUUUCUUUUCAAAUUUAUGGGUUUUACACCGAUAUUGGAUCAAGUUUAUCAAAAAGUUCAUCGUGUUACGGAUGCAUUAGAAUUUUUUACAACAAAUGAAUGGACAUAUACUGGUAAUAAUAUGUUACGUUUAUUAGAAGCAGCUGAAGAUGUUUAUCGUAAUCAACGUAAAAAUGAUGAAAAUUUAUAUGGAAAAAAACAACAAAAACAAUCGACAAUGAUGAUGAAUAAUGUAUCGGAAAGAUUUCCGAUCGAUAUGCGAAAAUUAAAUUGGCCAGAUUAUUUUCAUGAUUAUAUAUUGGGCGUACGAAGAUUUCUAUUGAAAGAAGAUCCAGCCACUAUACCACGUGCACAGAAUCAAUUAUUCUUAAUCUAUACUGGUACAAUGAUGGCUAAAAUUCUAUUCACCGGAACCGUAUGCUAUCAGCUUGCCUAUCCACAAUCAAUAGUACGACAAUCAUUAAAAAUGCUAAACACUAAGACAAAUAAUCAAUAUCUAACAUCAAACAAUAUUUUAUCCACGAUUCAAUCAUUGUUUUCCAUACCAAUGUUGUCAACAAAUAAAUGAACAAAAAUAGACAAAAACACUUUUUCCACACUUACACUUAAUCAAUCAAUCAAUCAAACCAACAAUCAUCUAGUCGACAAACAACAGUUUUGUUUUCUUUUCUAUCAAAGAUUCUAAACGAAAUUCUUGUGACAAAAAAAACAAUAAGUCAAUGAAAAAAGUGAAGAAAUUUCUUUAUAAACUAAACAACAGCAAAAAAAAAAUGAAAAUGGAUCGUCUCUCUCACAUAUAUUCUGUCAACGUUUCAGAAAUUCUAUUUACUUUUUUCAUUUUGAAUUUUCAAAGAAAUUUUCUUACAUUUUCUUUGGCUGUCAUCAACUUACCCAGUUAACAAAAAAGUUAAACAUUUGA